UGCACUGCAGUUUGAAGUAAACUAACUAAACUAAACCCUCUCCGGACCGGAUGCUUUACCUGUCAGCGUCAGCUUUGAAGAUGGGAUUUGAUUCUGAAAUUGUUACGAUUUUGCCUAUUAGAUACUGUUUCAUCCAAGUUUUCUAGUAGUUCUUCUCUUAAUUUAUAUUGGUGUCACUAUUCAUUUUCGUACAAUGAAAGUCUUGAAGUGAUGAGGCCUACCCCAUACUGACUUGGUUAGCCCUACUUGAACAUUUCUGUUGAGGGACCCUAUGUAAAAUGUCUUGUUUGCUGAGAUUUGUGAAGCAUUACCAUAAAGCUGUGGGCUUCAGUUCUACUUAUGUUCAAUUUAAACCUUCUAACUUAUAUUAUAAUAUUUACCGAAAUUCAAGUAAUACAAAACUGUUGACACAUAACCUAUCAACAUUAAAACACAGUAGUUGUGACUCUAUACUUCUCAGUAAUAAAAACAUUAAUUUUGAUUUUAUCAUAGUUCAAAGAAGGUACUUUUCUUUAAGAGAAUCGUUUGAAUCUGCUGUAGCUUCACAUACUACUGUGUUUAAGGUAAUAUCAGAAAGUUCAGUAGUUCAAUUUACACAAAGUCUUGUCGUUGAUUUUCAUAACACUACUGGUUUACCAUGGUGGUUGUCAAUUGUAGUCCUUACUUGCUUAGUUCGAUGUUUCAUCACUCUUCCUCUUGCUAUUUAUCAGAGCUAUGUAAUUGCAAGACUUGAAAAUAUAAAAAAAGAAAUGGAAGAAAUAACAAAUAACUUGAAGUAUGAAGUUGAUAGAGAAAUGAGAAAGAAUAGAUUCACAGAAAAGAAAGCAAGAGCACACUUUUAUGCAACUACGAAAAAGGAGUGGAAACGUUUGAUUGAGAGGGACAAUUGCCAUCCUGUAAAAGUCUCAGUCCUCGCCUUGAUCCAGAUACCAACUUGGAUUGUCUUUUCAGCAUCUUUCCGCAACUUGGUUUAUAUGUUACCUCAGCAAGACGCAGCUGCUGCCUUGAUCAAACUGAGCUUGUCCAUGGGAGGUUUACCGUGGUGUACAGACCUAACUGUAUCAGACAGCUUUGUCAUCCCAAUAGCUCUGGGCCUAACUAACCUGGCUAUCAUAGAGAUACAAUCCAUGAUGCACCUGGGAGAGAAAACUAGGCUUCGUAGAUAUAUUGCAAACUUUUUCCGUGGCUUCGCAGUAUUCAUGAUCCCUGUCGCAGCAACAGUACCAUCGGCAGUGUCGCUGUAUUGGUUGUCGUCCAGUGUCAUCAGCUUGGGUCAGAAUCUAAUAGUAGUCUCUCCUAGAGUACGGAGGUUCUUCAAUUUCCCCCCCACCUCAUCCUUCAACCCUCAUCCAUACUCUCACCUCGCCCAACAGAUAAAGAGUAAGUUCAGAAGUUAACUGAUCUGAUCACAAAGUAAACGUUUUAGCAAAGC
Macrosteles quadrilineatus (aster leafhopper) is the source of this 1432-nucleotide messenger RNA. RefSeq names its product cytochrome c oxidase assembly protein COX18, mitochondrial-like. Gene Ontology annotation, biological process: mitochondrial respiratory chain complex IV assembly; protein insertion into mitochondrial inner membrane from matrix. Gene Ontology annotation, molecular function: membrane insertase activity. NCBI's taxonomy places the organism in Eukaryota, Metazoa, Arthropoda, Insecta, Hemiptera, Cicadellidae. Gene Ontology annotation, cellular component: mitochondrial inner membrane. The transcript is spliced from 6 exons. The record is from RefSeq and is a predicted model, not a curated record. Bases 279 to 1397 code for a protein of 372 amino acids.